Molecule: messenger RNA, 480 nt
Organism: Colletotrichum lupini
Lineage: Eukaryota; Fungi; Ascomycota; Sordariomycetes; Glomerellales; Glomerellaceae
Exons: 6
Coding region: 1-480 (159 amino acids)
Source: RefSeq, a predicted model, not a curated record
AUGACAGAAUUUUUGCCAAAUGAGGUUCUGCAGCGGACGAUCAGAGGCAUGAUAUAUACAGAAACAGAAUCCAUAGUGCUGCCUCCCACUUCACCGGGAGUUGAAAAGCUUCAAUUAGAGUUUGCAGACUUCUUGGCAUUUAAACAUGGUGGCGGUACUACCGAUCUGUCACCGAUUGAAAGGUCAGCAGCCAGUUCAUCCCAGCAUAUCAAGUACUCUAGUCAUCAAAAGCCCGGCCGCCAAGACCUGAGAAGCCGGUAUAGCGCCCCUUUCCGUUCAAUUAUUCUCCCACAUACCGGGACGGAAUUGAUUGAGUUUCUCUAUGCAUUCAUUUCGAGCAUGGCCAUUGCGGCGGGCGGCCGUCGUGCUCUCAACGGACAGUAUAUAAAACACUGCUCGUAUGCUCACUCGCCUCUCUCAGCUCAGGUCCUUGAUUCCGAGCCGAAUAAGAUUAUGAGUCCCAUGGUUUCUCUUCGUUGA